This is a messenger RNA of Kuraishia capsulata CBS 1993, 2610 nucleotides long. RefSeq lists its product as uncharacterized. Gene Ontology annotation, biological process: proteolysis; peptide catabolic process. The record is from RefSeq and is a predicted model, not a curated record. Gene Ontology annotation, molecular function: zinc ion binding; metalloaminopeptidase activity; peptide binding. Bases 1 to 2610 code for a protein of 869 amino acids. Lineage: Eukaryota; Fungi; Ascomycota; Pichiomycetes; Pichiales; Pichiaceae. Gene Ontology annotation, cellular component: cytoplasm. The transcript has a single exon.
AUGACCGAGAGAACGAGAGAACUGCUACCAAAGUCUCUGCUUCCAACCCAUUACGGUAUCAGGAUUUACAAUGUGGACGUGGCCUCAGACAGCUUUGACGGCUAUGUGGAGAUAUCCAUGGAUGUGGCAUCUCCCACUGAUGAAUUGGUGAUCAAUUCGAAAUAUUUGGAAAUCAAAAGUGUCAAACUCACUCACAGCUCGUUGAAGACCACCUCUGCAAUUGAAGUGGGGCAAAUUAGUUAUGACGAGAAAAAAGAGACUGUCACCUUUAAACUGUCCCAAGAGGUAACGGCGGGGAAACUGAUUGCGGCUAUCCAAUACUCUGCUAAGCUCCGCGAGGAUAUGACUGGUUUUUUCAAAUCGCCAUAUCAAAACUCGGAAGGAAAAACUGAAUAUCUUCUUGUUACUCAAUUCGAGGCCACUGACGCCAGAGCUGCGUUUCCAUGUUUUGACGAGCCCAAUCUGAAGGCUACAUUUGACGUUACGGUUGUGGCCGACGAGGACUUGACCGUUCUCUCAAAUAUGCCCGUUGCCGGUUCUAAGACACUUGAUAGUGGUAAAAAGGGCUCCAGUGGACCGAAUACCUUAAAAGAGGUCAAAUUCGAGACCACUGUGAAAAUGAGCACGUACCUGUUGGCAUGGUCAAUUGGUAAGCUCGAGUACGUGGAGGCCUUUACAAAAACUGCGGUCAACGGGAAGCAUAUUCCAGUGAGGGUUUACACACUUCCUGGACUAAUCAAGGAUGCCAAGUUUGCUCUGGAUACAGCUACCAAAACGGUGGACUAUUUCACUGAGGUUUUUGAUGUUGAUUACCCGAUCCCCAAGUUGGAUUUGUUGGCCACGCCUACUCAUGGCUCUAAUGCUAUGGAGAACUUUGGAUUGGUGACUUUCCGUACUUCUGCAAUCAUUUUUGAUGAGAGUUCUGCCGACUUCAAGUACAAAAAAAGAGUAGCGUACAUCGUUGCACAUGAGCUAGCUCACCAAUGGUUUGGCAACCUGGUGACCAUGGAUUGGUGGGACGAACUAUGGCUCAACGAAGGAUUUGCUACUUAUGUCGGAUAUUUGGCAGUGGACCAUAUUUAUCCUGAUUUCGAGAUAUUCACCGACUUUGUCUCCGAGGCGUUGGAGGCAGCUUUGGAGCUGGACAGUCUCAGAAGCUCUCAUCCGAUCGAAGUCCCCAUAUACUCUGCCCUCGAAAUUGACCAAGUUUUUGAUCCCAUCUCCUAUUUGAAAGGCGCCAGUAUCAUCAGGAUGUUGGGUUCGGCUGUCGGCGUCGACAAGUUUUUGAAGGGUGUUUCCAUCUACCUCAAGAAGCAUGCCUUUGGAAACGCUACCACUGAAGAUCUCUGGACCAGUGUCUCUGAAUCUGUUGGAUAUGAUAUCAACAAGCGCAUGAAUGUUUGGACAAAAAAACAAGGGUUCCCGUAUGUGACUGUAAUGGAGAAGGAAGACGAUUCCAAGUCCGUGGUAAUUUCUCAGCACCGUUUUCUUGCAAGUGAUAAUCUCACCCCAACUGAGGACGAGGCUCUGUGGUGGAUCCCUCUUUCACUAGAGGGCAAUCAUGACCAGGCUAAUUUGGCGUUGGAUUCGAGAAGGAAGGUCUUGGAAUCUCCUGGUUCGAAUAAAUUCAACAAAGGUACCACGGGUGUUUAUCGUGUUAUCUACGAGCCUCAGAUCCUUGAACAAAUUGCGUCAAGGUUUGGCUCUCUUCCUGCGGAGGACAAGAUUGGUUUGAUUGCCGACACGACUGCGGCUGCAUCUGCUGGUUUGAUUAAUAUUUCAUCUGUGUUGUCGUUCUUUGAUGGCAUCAAGGCAGGGGACAUCAAGGAGUACGCUGUCUGGGCAGAGCUUGGGAAACAGAUCACUGCAUUGAGUACUGCUUUUGGCAGUCAUCCAGACGUGGCAGUUCCUUUGAAAAAGUUCAUUCAGAAGGUAUACUCGACUGGAAAUGGUCUCAUUACUUCGUGGGAUGAUGACUUAAAGCUCAGUGUCGCUCGUCCUCUUCUCCUUGAGCAUUCCGGUUUGUUCGGUGUUCCUGAAGCAAUUGAGCAGGCAAAGAAGCUUCUCAAAUCUGGAGUAAAAUCAAACUUGAAGCUAGCUGUCUGGCAAACACUUCUUUCCAACAAUCCAAGUCGUGAAGAGUUUGAUAUUGUCCUGAAAGAGGCUCACGAACCUGAAUCUGCAUCCUCUCAUGAAAUAGCACUUGUUGCUCUUGGUUCUAUCAACUCAGUCAAACAUGAGUAUGGAGAUGAGGUGCUCAAACUUUUCUUGAGUCCAGCUGUUCCUCAGAUGGAUGCUCUUUAUCUUGGCAAAUCAUUAUCGUCUAACCCUGCUAUGCGUCUGAGGUUCUGGGGCUUUUUCAAAGACAAUUAUAGUACUGUCUUUGAAAAGUUCUCCAAUUGGACUUUGGACAGGUUCAUCAAGGAUACUCUGGAUAAAUUUUCGGACUCCCAGCUCGUUGAUGAGGUUCGCGAGUUCUUUGAGAACAAAGACGUUGCUGCCUUUGAAAGAAGGCUCAACCAGGCUUUGGAGUUGAACAGCGUUCGUAUCGCAUGGGUGAACAGGUCUAUUCAUGAUGUUAAGGAAUGGCUUAUCAAUAACGGGUAUUAG